Branchiostoma belcheri (Belcher's lancelet) is the source of this 5397-nucleotide messenger RNA. RefSeq lists its product as uncharacterized. The coding region runs from base 43 to 4785 and encodes 1580 amino acids. The transcript is spliced from 2 exons. Lineage: Eukaryota; Metazoa; Chordata; Leptocardii; Amphioxiformes; Branchiostomatidae. Gene Ontology annotation, molecular function: protein binding. The record is from RefSeq and is a predicted model, not a curated record.
GACCGUUACCAUGACUAUGGCAGGAAGAAAUAUGAACAAAUCAUGGCCGACGCGCGUUUUGAUGCCGCCAACUGGUUCAGAAGGAGGGACAGAGAAUCAGAAGACGGAUACCGUAGUUUCGAAAACUACGGCCAAGGAAGCGAGCUUCUCGCUGAACUUGUCAGCCAGCGGAAGAGUGGGGAACUGCUUGAUAUAGUGGUGGAAGUCGAGGGUAGGGAGUUCCCCUGUCACCGGGCUGUGUUAGCAUCCACGCCGUACUUCAAGACCAUGCUGUCCUCAAACUUCGCUGAAAGUAGUUCAAGGGCCAUAAAACUGCACGAGGUUGACCCCACCAGCUUCUGUAAGAUCCUGGACUUCCUGUACACCGGGAAAAUCCGCAUCGGUAAAGACGACGUCCAGAACAUUCUGCAGACGGCUCAUAUGCUACAGUUGGACAAAAUUGUGCAGUACUGCCGCGAGUUCAUCCAAGACAACCUCUGCCUUUCCAACUGUCUGGGCGUCAUGCGCCUGGCCGACCUUUAUGGUCUUUCUGCCUUGAAGACGAAAGCAUGGGACAUGGCAGUGUCAAACUUCUUAGACGUCACACAGGAAGAGGAGUUCCUUAGCCUUUCCGCGCAACAGCUUGCAGAUCUACUCGGAGACGAACAUCUUAAAGUUACGAACGAAGAUGACGUUGUCAAUCCCGUGAUAAGAUGGCUCGACAAUGCCCCUGGGACCCAUCAAACAACAAUACUAAAGAUUAUACAAGAGAUCCGUUUGUCUUGCGUGAGGGUCAGUGUGCUACAGAGGCUGGAGUCACACCCUGUGAUACAGGCGUCAACAGAAUGCCUGGCAAAAAUCACAGCAGUCAGAGAGAAACACCUCCUUGCCACACAGGUAGAAGAUACAACUGGCCCUAGACGUGAAAUACCAGACAACCUGGCAAUCAUUGUCGGCGGUUGGAAUGCAAACAGGAGAUCUGGAUUCACAUUUAAAGGCGAUCCCCCCAUCAUGUAUAAUGCACAGUGGCCAACGCCCAUGGAAAGCAUAAUUUGCCUAGACCCGGACAGUGAGCAAUACUACGACAUCACUACCCUCCCAACGUAUCCUGUUUCAGGGGACAUGAGCGUGGCAAGUGCAGGAAGACACCUGUACGUGACAGGUGGGCGGGUCUAUCCUCCACUCGGCCAGGGUCCUCAUUUUGCUCCAUCCAGGCAAGCCUUUCGGUACGAUUUCCCUUCGGACACUUGGCUUAGGCUGCCUGACAUGCCUCGCGGCUGUGCAGGGCAUCAGUCAGUAGUCGUUGACGGGAAACUCUUCGUGGUCAACGCAACGAGUUCUAGUGCGGUGACCAUGGGUUGCUAUGAUCCUGAAAAGGGGACUUGGAUACAUUCCAUACAUGUGCGCCCGCCAUUGCACCCUUCAUCAAAGUUGGCGGUAACAGCCUGCGGGAACAAGGUUGUAUUCAUCGUGGCAGAGAUCACGGAUGUCGAUGACCGCUCCAACGACAUACAGAAAAGGGCAGAUAUCCAGCAAAGCAAGCUUAAGAGUCAAGGAAAACUGUGUUGCCAUGCGUUUGAUGUGAAAACCAAAGAUUGGAAGUACACCGACAUCGAGACUGGUGCCGGUAGCCUAUCCAUAUAUAAGGACGUGGAUAUUCUUACGACUGCCGUCAAUAACAAGCUUAAUAUCCGUACUGGAUAUGCCCAGUAUUCAGACCUUUACAUCUACGAUGUCGAAGAGAACACCCUAGCGAAGGGUGAUGGAGGAGAUUGGAAAGACGUCGUUCUUCGCCCGCAAUGUGUGCGCGAGUACAGGCACAGCCGAUUGAGACAAGACGUCGAGGGCAUCGUGAAUACCAUUAGCUACUACAACUUUGGAGACCUCUCCAUCCCUACAAAGCAGACGCCCCUUCCCUUUGCCUUAUUUGGCCACACCUUCCUCCAGACCAAGAAGAGCCGCCUCGGGUGGUACUGCCGGGACCUCGUAGAACUGGGGAAAGACGGCAAACGAGAGUCGGGGUCACUCAGCGAACCUACUGGAGCUACGAGCUCUGAAUCUGCCAUGUAUGGUGGCUACUACGACGAAUUUGGCUACCAUGACCCUGACGCGUUUACCCAUGACCGCGACCGUUACCAUGACUAUGGCAGGAAGAAAUAUGAACAAAUCAUGGCCGACGCGCGUUUUGAUGCCGCCAACUGGUUCAGAAGGAGGGACAGAGAAUCAGAAGACGGAUACCGUAGUUUCGAAAACUACGGUCAAGGAAGCGAGCUUCUCGCUGAACUUGUCAGCCAGCGGAAGAGUGGGGAACUGCUUGAUAUAGUGGUGGAAGUCGAGGGUAGGGAGUUCCCCUGUCACCGGGCUGUGUUAGCAUCCACGCCGUACUUCAAGACCAUGCUGUCCUCAAACUUCGCUGAAAGUAGUUCAAGGGCCAUAAAGCUGCACGAGGUUGACCCCACCAGCUUCUGUAAGAUCCUGGACUUUUUGUAUACCGGGAAAAUCCGCAUCGGUAAAGACGACGCCCAGGACAUUCUGCAGGCAGCACGCAUGCUACAGUUGGACAAGAUUGUACAUUACUGUACGUUGUACGUUGGAGGUCGCAGUGACUCUGACAAUGACUAUUACGAUGACGACUUUUACUUUGACAGUGACCAUAACCCUGACAAUUACCAUGACCGCGACCGUGGCCAUGAACAUGAAUCCGCCAACUGGUUCAGAAGGAGGGACAGACAAUCAGAAGACGGAUCCCGUAGCUUCAAAAACCGCGCCCAAGGACGCGAGCUUCUUUCUGAACUUGUCAGCCAGCGGAAGAGCGGGGAAUUGCUUGAUAUAGUGGUGGAUGUCGAGGGUAGGGAGCUCCCCUGUCACCGGGCUGUGUUGGCAUCCACGCCGUACUUCAAGACCAUGCUGUCGUCAGACUUCGCUGAAAGUAGUUCAAGGGACAUAAAACUGCACGAGGUUGACUUCACCAGCUUCUGUAAGAUCCUGGACUUCCUGUACACCGGGAAAAUCCGCAUCGGUAAAGACGACGUCCAGAACAUUCUGCAGACGGCUCAUAUGCUACAGUUGGACAAAAUUGUGCAGUACUGCCGCGAGUUCAUCCAAGACAACCUCUGCCUUUCCAACUGUCUGGGCGUCAUGCGCCUGGCCGACCUUUAUGGUCUUUCUGCCUUGAAGACGAAAGCAUGGGACAUGGCAGUGUCAAACUUCUUAGACGUCACACAGGAAGAGGAGUUCCUUAGCCUUUCCGCGCAACAGCUUGCAGAUCUACUCGGAGACGAACAUCUUAAAGUUACGAACGAAGAUGACGUUGUCAAUCCCGUGAUAAGAUGGCUCGACAAUGCCCCUGGGACCCAUCAAACAACAAUACUAAAGAUUAUACAAGAGAUCCGUUUGUCUUGCGUGAGGGUCAGUGUGCUACAGAGGCUGGAGUCACACCCUGUGAUACAGGCGUCAACAGAAUGCCUGGCAAAAAUCACAGCAGUCAGAGAGAAACACCUCCUUGCCACACAGGUAGAAGAUACAACUGGCCCUAGACGUGAAAUACCAGACAACCUGGCAAUCAUUGUCGGCGGUUGGAAUGCAAACAGGAGAUCUGGAUUCACAUUUAAAGGCGAUCCCCCCAUCAUGUAUAAUGCACAGUGGCCAACGCCCAUGGAAAGCAUAAUUUGCCUAGACCCGGACAGUGAGCAAUACUACGACAUCACUACCCUCCCAACGUAUCCUGUUUCAGGGGACAUGAGCGUGGCAAGUGCAGGAAGACACCUGUACGUGACAGGUGGGCGGGUCUAUCCUCCACUCGGCCAGGGUCCUCAUUUUGCUCCAUCCAGGCAAGCCUUUCGGUACGAUUUCCCUUCGGACACUUGGCUUAGGCUGCCUGACAUGCCUCGCGGCUGUGCAGGGCAUCAGUCAGUAGUCGUUGACGGGAAACUCUUCGUGGUCAACGCAACGAGUUCUAGUGCGGUGACCAUGGGUUGCUAUGAUCCUGAAAAGGGGACUUGGAUAGAUUCCAUACAUGUGCGCCCGCCAUUGCACCCUUCAUCAAAGUUGGCGGUAACAGCCUGCGGGAACAAGGUUGUAUUCAUCGUGCCAGAGAUCACGGAUGUCGAUGACCGCUCCAACGACAUACAGAAAAGGGCAGAUGUCCAGCAAAGCAAGCUUAAGAGUCAAGGAAAACUGUGUUGCCAUGCGUUUGAUGUGAAAACCAAAGAUUGGAAGUACACCGACAUCGAGACUGGUGCCGGUAGCCUAUCCAUAUAUAAGGACGUGGAUAUUCUUACGACUGCCGUCAAUAACAAGCUUAAUAUCCGUACUGGAUAUACCCAGUAUUCAGACCUUUACAUCUACGAUGUCGAAGAGAACACCCUAGCGAAGGGUGAUGGAGGAGAUUGGAAAGAGGACGUUCUUCGCCCGCAAUGUAUGCGCGAGUACAGGCACAGCCGAUUGAGACAAGACGUCGAGGGCAUCGUGAAUACCAUUAGCUACUACAAGUUUGGAGACAACCACAGCAGAAGGCAGACGAUUGGAGGCCACAACAUCCCGACGAGGCAGACGCUUGGAAGCCACCACAUCCCCACAAGGCAGACGUUUGGAGGCCACCACAUCCCCACAAGGCAGACGUUUGGAGACCGCUCCAUCCCUACCAAGCAAACGCCCCUUCCCUUUGCCUUAUUCGGCCACAGUUUCCUCCAGACCAAGAAGAGCCGCCUCGGGUGGUACUGCCGGGACCUUGUAGCACCGAAGAAAGACGGCAAACGAGAGCCGGGAUCACUCAGUGAGCCUACUGGAGCUACGAGCUCUAAGUGACUCGAGUUGGCCCCAAAUUCACGUUAAGUGUGUGAGACAGGCAGAAGCCAAACAAUCAAUAACAUCAUUUCAAGAAUGAAGGACUGCCAGAAAACCUGGUUGAUCAGAUAAUGUGAUCACCACCCCAAGAUCUAAUCGGAGAUUAGGUGGACAUGAACUACUAGCAUUUUGUGAAAAAAAAGGGCUCUACAUCACCAGAUCAUGGUACUAUGGCAAGGCUAUUCUAGUGUUUCGUGUGCUUACAAACAGCUCUGGACAUGUUGGAUUUAUGCUAAGAAUGGUAAAGGCCAAAUGAUUACUGCAUGCUGGUAUAUUAUGAUUAACAUUGUCAAUAGGAUCUGUUCUAAGAUAUUGUCCCCAACAUGUAACUGAUCAUAAAAGACAUAAGUUGUAUUUUAUCAAAUCCUAGAUUGUUUUUCAUUAUUGCAAUUUGCAAGUACCUUAUUAAGUAUAUAUGGUCACAUAACCUGAACCUAAGUUGGACCACUUGGUGUCCUCUAAGCUGAGCAGUAACCACCAUUAUGAUUAAUCACCACUUUGUAAAUCAUUGCUUAUAUAUUUUCGGAUGUUAGAGAUCUAACAGGAUUUUUUUCUUUGCUAAUAAUCAUUUGU